Porites lobata is the source of this 1011-nucleotide messenger RNA. Lineage: Eukaryota; Metazoa; Cnidaria; Anthozoa; Scleractinia; Poritidae. The record is from the annotation of a GenBank genome assembly.
AUGGACGCCCGUGGAUGGUCUGGACAUCUUCUGGCUCAUGUCCACCAGAAGUGGGCCCUUGGAGAGAUGACGCAACUUGAAUGUCUGGUCAAUGGAGCCAACGGCAUCUGGGCGAGCGUCUGCGAAGAAGGAGCGGCGCUUGGUCACGCGUGUUCUACUGUCACCCUGAUGAAUCUUGUGCGAAUGGGUAACACCAAAGUCCAGAAUAGUUACAAGUGUACACAGCUGAGGGAAGCCGCAUCUAACGUGACUAAGAUCACUACCGGGAUGCCCCCUCAUCCCAAACAGGUUAUCUACGGUGAAAGGGCGUUGGACUUCGCAUUCGACUUUGGAAGCAUUGCUGGUGGUACAGUUGGAGAGACCGACUUCAAUCUGGCCGAGUUCUUUGGAGAGGAGGCUCCAGUUAGAAUCAGCACUCUGUCGUCCGACCGCAUGAUCCACGAGAGGCUAGUGGAUCUGUUUGGUGCAGAUCCGCAAUUUACGAUGGAAAUGGCGCAUACCAUGAAAGAGAAAAUGCUAGAAGAUCUGACCGGCAACAGGAAGGAAGAAUACAUGAGUCCAGUGGGCAUCGCUCUCCUGUUUGAUCGGGCAGGAGGAAAACUGACCGCCAAGAUGGCAGAGGUGAUAGAAGAGGCCGAGGUGAAAAGUGUGCACGCCCAGCAUCUCAUUGAAGAGGUCUGCAGGAUCUGGGACAAAUGGGACAUCCAGGAAGAUAAAGAAGUUGACGACGUUCUCAAGUUCCAUUCCUUCUAUAAUGGCUUCAUGGCUCCCUACUUUGGCUGCUUUAUUUGUCGUGAUACGCUGAAGGCGCUGAAAGCAAUCAAUAUGGAUAAAGAUGGCUAUAUCGACUGGAACGAGUUUCUGGUGUACCUGAAAUGGGCGAUGCGUCAGUAUCCCAACAUCAAAGAUGCCGAUGAGCUUCUGUCCGUGGCUUUCCGUAAGGGCAUCAUCCCAGCCAUGCAAGAUGAACUACUCCGGAAGCCGUUCAAGAGGAUAAAGAAAAGUUGUUAA